This is a messenger RNA of Haliotis rufescens (red abalone), 2001 nucleotides long. Its product is annotated as pre-mRNA-splicing factor CWC25 homolog. The record is from RefSeq and is a predicted model, not a curated record. Lineage: Eukaryota; Metazoa; Mollusca; Gastropoda; Lepetellida; Haliotidae. Bases 181 to 1452 code for a protein of 423 amino acids. Gene Ontology annotation, biological process: mRNA splicing, via spliceosome. The transcript is spliced from 8 exons. Gene Ontology annotation, cellular component: U2-type spliceosomal complex.
UACGUCAUCAAACCUUGUAUACGCAAAUUAUCGAGACGUUUUACGGAACGGAAGUUGUGAGUUGCUCAGUAUUUAUCAAGCACUAUUCGACACACUGAUUGACAAAACGUGACCACGUUAUUCUUAGCUAGACGUGUAACGACAUCUUAUUACAACGAUUAUAGAAACAGCCGAGGAAGGAUGGAUAGUCUUGACGCAUCUGAAAAGAAGAAGAUAUCAGAGGUGAUGAAGAAAGCCAGACAUGGGCAAACAGAUGUGGGGAACAUGGAUUGGAUGUAUACGCGAGACAAGACCAAUACAGAUGACUACCUGCUUGGCAAGAAGAUUGAUGAACAUUUCGAGAGGGGGGAUAAGACUCCCCCUAAAGAAGAUGAUGUGUUUGGAGAACGCAUCAAAGCUAACAUUGCUUUGGACAUGCAGGCCAAAAUGAGGGAGGACCCACUGUAUGCCAUCAAGAAACGUGAAGAGGAAUCAAAACGUAAAAUUCUCAACAAUCCUGUUAAGAUGAAAGAAUUGCAGAAGAUGGUAGCUCAACAGAAGAAGGAAAAGAAAAAGAAGAAGAAACACAAACACAAACACCGACAUGGUGGUUCUGAUGAGGAAGAUCUUGUACAGCAAUAUUUGUCAAUACUGAGUCAAAAACAGCAUCAACACUCUCAGUCAGCACAGCUACCACGCACAAAGUCUGGUAAACACAACAAACACCAGCGUAGCUCCAGUUCUGACUCUAAUGACCCUCCACCAAGACACAGGAGACGCAGUCCCUCUUCUGAUGCAAACAACCCUCCCCCCAGACAGUCUCGACACCAGAGAAGUAGUCCUUCAGAGGAGGAGGACUCAAGACCUUCAAAAGCAUAUGGUUUAAUUAAAACUGUGAAUCACCGAUCAAGGUCCCCAGCAGUGGGUCGUCAGAGAAAGGACUCGCUAUCACCUGUCAGACACAAAACCCAUGGGGGUAAGUCCCGGGGUCAGCCUCCCUCCCCCUCUUACAGAAAGCCUUCACACAAACACAGGAGUCCUUCUCCACAAAGGAAACACAAAACGAGGUCUAGGAGUAGGUCUCCAAGAAGGAAGUAUGGCAAUCAUUUGCAAAGAAAGAAUCACCAGGCAAGCAGUCCCUCUCCUCAAAGAAAAAGGCAUCUGGGGAAGAAGCGGUCCCCAUCACCACCGAGAAGGAAGCUGACAGAUGAGGAGAGACAAAGGCGGUUGCAGGAGAUGAUGGACAACGCUAGGUGGAGGGAUGAACAGAGGAAGAGCAAUGUGCAGAGAUACCAAGAGGAAGACAGGAAGGAAGAAGCAGAACAGAAAAAGAAGGGAAGCAGUGCUGACUUUAUUAAUCCUCUGAUGGCUCAGCAUGCCAGCAGCAGCACUGUGGAGGACCGACUCAAGCGCAACAAGUACAACAUUCAAAGGACAAAAGCAGCUUUGGAUAAAAACUUCACCAAACACUGACAUGGAAUGCAGCUAGAACCAGACAUGGGCAAGUGAGAUAUCGAUGUGUCUCCGUUACAAAUAUCAUGAGUACUUGGGGUUCCCCUUGGGCUGAUAUAGCUGCAAGCAUGGUUACUGACACUCUAUAUAUUAGUCAUUGGAACAACAGAGGAUCAGUGGAUGCAGAUGGUAUCAUGUCAAGGUGGCAUGGCGGGAUAAAAAGCAUCCUGGUGAAUUCUCCAUGGCGAUAAGAGAUAAUAAGUGAGUGAGUUAAGAUUUAACUUUGCAUCAGCUAUGCAUCAGCCAUGUGGCAACUCUCUAGAAAUAAUGUGUCCAUGGUGGCAUGACUGGAGAUUUGAAGGAUGUUGUAACCAUGAUGACUGGAGAUAAAGUGUCACGGAUGAUGUCAGAUACCAGAACUUCCUCAUGUCCAUCAUCACACUCAUGAUUCUGGUAGACUAACUAGUGACAUGAAUACUGACAUAGUGCAGUGUAACUAUAUUUGAAUUGUGAUUGCAUACAUGACAUUACCAUGUGAUGUGUUUUUAAAUAAAUUGUCUUUAUCAACAA